UUUAUUCCUGACCUCGUUAGGUAUGAUUGCCCUGUUCUUUUUGUUGGAAUCAAUCCCAGCGACAAGGCGCCCUUCCGAACAAAGAAUCACUUUUUUGGGGGCCGCGGCAAUUGCUUUUGGACAUGCUUCUCAAAUUCAGGCUUGCUUCGAGAACAGUAUGAUGCCACCGCUGACAAGACAGUCUUUGACCGUUACAACGUGGGGUUCGUCAACCUUGUUCCCAGACCGACGACCACGUCCAAGCAACUUGAAGCGGACGAAAUCGCCGAAGGUGUUCGCCACACCACCAAUAAAAUCAAACGAUUCCGGCCAAAAGUCGUAUGCUGUGUUGGGAAAAUCGUUUUCCAA
Radiomyces spectabilis is the source of this 348-nucleotide messenger RNA. Its product is annotated as uracil-DNA glycosylase-like protein. Lineage: Eukaryota; Fungi; Mucoromycota; Mucoromycetes; Mucorales; Radiomycetaceae. The transcript is spliced from 2 exons. Gene Ontology annotation, biological process: base-excision repair, AP site formation. Gene Ontology annotation, molecular function: mismatch base pair DNA N-glycosylase activity. The annotation marks the transcript as partial. The record is from RefSeq and is a predicted model, not a curated record.